AUGGUUCUAUCUCUUUUUAUUCUAGUUGAUCAAUUACCAUUUAAUUCUAAUGGAAAACUAGAUAAAGCAGCACUUCCUAAACCUAAUCUAUCAUCAUUACUUUUACCAAUAAAUAAUGAUGAAAUUUCUAAUGAUCAAGACAAUGAAAUAUCAAUGACAAAUGAACAACAACUUGUACAUGAUCUUUGGUGUGAUAUAUUAUAG
Adineta steineri is the source of this 204-nucleotide messenger RNA. NCBI's taxonomy places the organism in Eukaryota, Metazoa, Rotifera, Eurotatoria, Adinetida, Adinetidae. The record is from the annotation of a GenBank genome assembly.